Molecule: messenger RNA, 712 nt
Organism: Anolis carolinensis (green anole)
Lineage: Eukaryota; Metazoa; Chordata; Lepidosauria; Squamata; Anolidae
Product: small ribosomal subunit protein uS2-like
Exons: 1
Coding region: 56-712 (218 amino acids)
Biological process (GO): ribosomal small subunit assembly; cytoplasmic translation
Cellular component (GO): 90S preribosome; ribosome; cytosolic small ribosomal subunit
Molecular function (GO): structural constituent of ribosome
Source: RefSeq, a predicted model, not a curated record
ACUCCAGGGAGGCCUCCAUACAGAGUUGCAACCGCGUUUCCUAUCGUUGCUUCAAAUGGAAACUUUCACAAUGUCCAGAGGUCUUGAUGUCCUACAAAUGAAGGAGGAAGAUGUCCUCAAAUUUCUUGCUGCAGAAACCCACUUGGGAGGAACCAACUUAGACUUUCAAAUGGAGCAAUAUAUUUAUAAAAGAAAAAGUGAUGGCAUUUACAUCAUCAACCUGAAGAGAAUUUGGGAAAAACUGUUGUUGGCUGUCCAUGCCAUUGUUGCGAUUGAGAACCCAGCUGAUGUGAGCGUCAUCUUCUCCAGAAACACUGGACAGCAUGCUGUUUUGAAAUUUGCUGCUGCUACUGGUGCAACACCAAUCGCUGGCCGUUUCACUCCUGGCACCUUCACCAAUCAGAUUCAGGCAGCCUUCCAUGAACCCUGCCUUUUGGUAGUCAUUGAUUUAAGAGCUGAUCAUCAGCCGCUGACUGAGCCAUCUUACGUGAAUAUCCCCACCAUUGCCUUGUGCAAUACGGAUUGUCCUCUGUGCUAUGUGGAUAAUUUAUUUGAGUCAGCUGACCCGGAUGUCAAAACGCAAUCAUUCGCUGAAAUGACAUGUCACAUAACACAUUACAACAUUUUUUAUAACAUAAAAACAGGGCGGUCAACUUUGGAUUUCCUACGGCCGCCCCUUCAGACUGGCCUCAUGCUGAUUGGUUGUUGCUAA